Molecule: messenger RNA, 1530 nt
Organism: Suncus etruscus (white-toothed pygmy shrew)
Lineage: Eukaryota; Metazoa; Chordata; Mammalia; Eulipotyphla; Soricidae
Gene: MAPK12
Product: mitogen-activated protein kinase 12
Exons: 12
Coding region: 37-1155 (372 amino acids)
Biological process (GO): MAPK cascade; protein phosphorylation
Cellular component (GO): cytoplasm; nucleus
Molecular function (GO): MAP kinase activity; ATP binding
Source: RefSeq, a predicted model, not a curated record
GGCGCCCACCCGCCGUGCGCGGGGCGCGCCCUGGCCAUGAGCUCUUCGCCGCCGCCGCCGCCUCCGGCCGCCCGCCGGGGCUUCUACCGCCAGGAGGUUGCCAAGACCGACUGGGAGGUGCGCGCCGUGUACCAGGACCUGCAGCCCGUGGGCUCGGGCGCCUACGGCGCAGUAUGCUCGGCGGUGGACAGCCGCAGCGGCCUCAGGGUGGCCAUCAAGAAGCUGUACCGGCCCUUCCAGUCGGAGCUGUACGCCAAGCGCGCCUACCGGGAGCUGCGCCUGCUGAAGCACAUGCGCCACGACAACGUAAUCGGGCUGCUGGACGUAUUCACCCCUGACGAGAGCCUGGAUGACUUCACGGACUUCUACCUGGUGAUGCCGUUCAUGGGCACCGACCUGGGCAAGCUCAUGAAACACGAGAAGCUCAGUGACGAUCGCAUCCAGUUCCUCGUCUACCAGAUGCUCAAGGGGCUGAAGUACAUCCAUGCCGCAGGCAUCAUCCACAGGGACCUGAAGCCUGGAAACCUGGCUGUGAAUGAGGACUGCGAGUUGAAGAUCCUGGACUUCGGCCUGGCCAGACAGGCGGACAGCGAGAUGACGGGCUACGUGGUGACUCGGUGGUACCGGGCGCCUGAGGUCAUCCUCAACUGGAUGCGCUACACACAGACAGUCGACAUCUGGUCGGUGGGCUGCAUCAUGGCCGAGAUGAUCACCGGGAAGACGUUGUUCAAGGGCAGCGACCACCUGGACCAGCUGAAGGAGAUCAUGAAGGUGACGGGCACCCCUCCGGAGGAGUUUGUGCAGAGACUGCAGAGUGCCGAGGCCAAGAACUACAUGAAGGGGCUCCCGGAGCUGGAGAAGAAGGAUUUCGCUUCCAUCCUGACAGACGCGAGCCCUCUGGCCGUGAACCUCCUGGAGCAGAUGCUGGUGCUAGACGCGGAGCAGCGGGUGACGGCCGCGGAGGCGCUCACCCACCCCUACUUCGAGUCCCUGCACGAAACAGAGGACGAGCCCAAGGCCCAGAAGUAUGACGAGUCUUUCGACGACGUGGACCGCACGCUGGAGGAGUGGAAGCGUGUCACCUACAAAGAGGUGCUCAGCUUCAGGCCUCCGAGGCAUCUGGCAACCAAGGUUUCCAAGGAAACAGCCUUGUGAAGAGCUCUGGGCCCUGAGGGUGGCCCUAGGGACUCGGGGAACACCAGCUGCGGCUUCCCACCUCUGCCUCCCUCUGGAAGGGGAUCCUGGCUCUGCCUGGCACCUCAGUGACCUCCUUCCCUGGAUCCCACCUCAGAUCUGCUCCUUUGCUCUCCAGGCCUAAGCUGACCCUUGAAGGAACCCCCUGGGUUUCAAGACAGGACUGGAUGGGAUAGCUCCUGGCCAUGUUCCAUUCUCCUGUGCUCUGGCUUUGCCGAGGGUGGUGCAGGUCACUAAGAAGGACACUUGGGUGAGGCCCCCACAGAGGACCUUCCUGGGGUGUGGGGGCUAUGUCAUGGCCAUAUGACUAAAAGAGAAUAAACUCUGUAGACGUGU